AGCGAAGAGGAUAGAUCAAAAGUCCUUCUCAAGCUGUAUGAGCUCACAACCAAAGUGGAAUCUCCUUGGGAGACGUUUGUCAGACUCUUCUGUAGCGAACUUGCUGACUUGGACAUCUACCAGCCGGCCGUCCUGGCAUCAGUCAAGAUACUGCAAGAUCUUGACAUCUUCAAGAAAUGGAAGGAUUGCGGAAGCAGACCUAUGACAUGCGCUCAGCUUUCAGGCCUCGCGGAAGGACCCUGCGAUGCCGCUUUACUUUACCGACUCCUCCGUCUACUAGUCUCAAACAACGUAGUCGAGAUGACUUCAGAUGGUGUCUACAAACCCACGAGAUUGUGCACGCAGCUCGCGGACUCGGACUUUAGCACCACCGCCAAAUUCUACUACGACCACACAGUCCCAAUGUUCACCCACAUGCCCACAUUCUUCUCGCAAACCUCGUACAAGAACCCCCGCAGCGCCCGCAAAACAGUCUUUGACUCGGCCCACGGCUGGCAAGGCGGCCUCUUCGCCUACCUCGAAGCCCACCCUGAACAAGGCGAGGCAUUCAACACCCUCCAGCGCACGACGACCCUCAACAGGGCCAGGUGGACAUCCAUCUUCCCCAGUCACACCCUCCUUGGCAAUGGCUCCGGCGACGACGAUCCGAACCCGCCGCUGCUGGUGGAUAUCGGCGGGAGCGUGGGGCAGGAUCUGCAGGCGUUUUAUGAGCUGUAUCCGGAGACGGCGUCGAGGUUGUAUUUGGAGGAUCUGCCAUCUGUUUUGGCGGAUGAGAAGACGAAUGUGUUGGAGGGGAUUAAUAAGGUGGCGUAUGAUUUCUAUACGCCUCAGCCUAUCAAGCCCAGGAUUUCAGAAACAGAAAGCUCACAAGAAACAAUAGACGCCCGCGCGUACUACAUGCACCACAUCCUCCACGACUGGCCCGACAAACAAGCCCGCAAGAUUCUCGAGAUCCAAAAAGCCGCCUUGAGACCCGUGGGUAACAGCAGGAUCCUGAUCCACGACCAAAUCAUGGACGACGACGUCAGGGCCGUCCACCCGCACGCCGCCGUGUUCGACAUCAGCAUGAUGGCGUUUGGCGCCGCGCAGGAGCGCACGGAGAAGGAGUGGCGGGCGCUGGUUGAGUCGGCCGGGCUGAGGGUCGUCAAGAUUUGGAGGGUGCCGGGUGCGGUGCAGGGGGUCAUCGAGGUU
This is a messenger RNA of Colletotrichum acutatum, 1191 nucleotides long. RefSeq names its product S-adenosyl-L-methionine-dependent methyltransferase. Gene Ontology annotation, molecular function: O-methyltransferase activity. The record is from RefSeq and is a predicted model, not a curated record. The transcript has 5 exons. NCBI's taxonomy places the organism in Eukaryota, Fungi, Ascomycota, Sordariomycetes, Glomerellales, Glomerellaceae. The annotation marks the transcript as partial.